This is a messenger RNA of Ciona intestinalis (vase tunicate), 3467 nucleotides long. Lineage: Eukaryota; Metazoa; Chordata; Ascidiacea; Phlebobranchia; Cionidae. The record is from RefSeq and is a predicted model, not a curated record.
UAUUAAUGUUGAUAAAAUAAGUAAGACAGUACUGUACAUCUAUACCUUUCACUGUAUAACUAAUUGUGCGAAAACUUGUUGUUUGUAGUCACCGUCCAGAAAUACUGUUGCAGUUUUUGUGUUUAUAAAAAGUAAUGAAGUCGAUGAGUAAACGUACCUACAGUCGUAAAAGGAAGGACACAGCUGAAGCAAAGUUCGAUGCUCUGUUUUCAAAUGAACCCAAAGAUGACGUUGUUACUGUUGAAGUAAAACGCGUUCGCACGGGUCCAAGUACUUUUACUGAUUCUCCUUCUGAUUCAAAACUCAGCAAGCGAAUAUGUAAAUCUAAAACAAAUGGAAGCUCACCAAUGAAAACUGAGUUAGCCCCAUUUACAAAGACCAACGAAGUAACUUCUGGUAAUGUUAAGCAAAGUUUUAGUCCAAACCCCGCACUCAUUAAAGUCAAUUCUGGUGUAACGAACAGUUCACUUAACAGCACUGUUACUGGUUCUGUUGGGCAACACCUUUUAAACUCAACUGCACAUUCCAAGUAUGACAUGCUGUUUCAACGAAAUGAAAAAUCUGCCUCCGACAAGUUUGAUGCACUGUUUGGUGAUGGUGGCAGCACAAAUAAAACAGACCAAAACCCUAAGUACAAAGCCGAACCUACUAUAAAAGAUGAAUUUGACGAUUUAUUUGGUUUUGAGACCUCCCCCUCUAAACAGAAUAAGCAUUCCACAAUCCCAAACUCUCAAGAAAAAGCAGUUCAACUCUCGACUCAAAAACUACAACAGAAAUCCCCAAUAAAAGGGGCAACCAUGAAAACAGUGGCAGGUCAUGUUGUUUUAAACAUACAUAGAGGGUCUGGUGCUUCUCCAAAGAAAACGCUGGUUCAAAACAUUACACAGAAAUCAAAAAACACCUCGCAGGUUUCAAAAUCAACCGUUUUAACGACCAAUUCAAUUAGGUGUAAUAAAACUGUCGGUAAAAACAAAGAUUUGAAGAGAGAAACAAUCAGUCCAACUUAUGACAAGAUAAGUAUUACCAAGGCUUCAUACAACUCCAGACCAUGGAUCCCAAGCUCAGAGGAAAUAUGCUCGGAGAAAAGUGAGUCCUUGUCUUCUUCCCAACCCUCUAUGCAAAGCGAGAGCGAAGAGUUUGUUCCUCCCAAGCUCUUUAGAUCAGAGACACUGCCAGAUAAGAUAGGAGAGAGCAUCGUAACUUCCAUCAAAUGCAGGAAAGAAGCAAAGGCGUACUUCACUGUGGUGAAGCACGUCAAGAAUUAUCAGAACUGUCUUGAAGAAGGGGAAGCUCAAGAAUUUGAGGAUGAAGUGAAUUACCUUCUUGAAGGUCUCCAAUCCUCCCAACCAGUAUCUGUACGCUGUCUAUCGUUGACAAACCUCGCAGGCAAGUGUCAACAACCAUCAUUCCGUUUAUAUCUUCGUGCACAUAAUGUUCCAAAGAAGAUAUUUUCUUAUCUAACAGACGCAAUUCAAAACAAGUGUCUGAGCCUCGCUACUGCUUCCCUUCUCUUCAUGUUAAGUCGUGAUCGAAGAAUGGAAAUUGACAAACCCACCCUUCAACUUCUACUCUCUCUACUUGAUCCACUGGACAGGGAGUCAAAUAAUGCUGGUCAAGAAACACCUGCAGAAACAAAUAAAGAGAAAUCGGCGACCAAGUACAGAUUCUUCAAGAGUAAAGAUAAAUCUUCCCAGUUAGAAGAGGAGGCGAGGAACAUGAGGUCUGUGGAACAAAAGAUCCUCACCAUGGUGAAAGGAUGCAGCGAUAAUCUUAUCAAUGAAAAUGUUGUUUCUGUGAAGCGAUUAGCAAGUGAAGCACUGAUUAGGUUUACUGCAAGACAGACACCUGAGUGGUAUCGUGAAGAAGUAAGGCUAAAAGGGGGUUUGGAUCAUAUUAUAUCAUUAGUGAAACAACAUGUUGAUCAUGUGACUGAAUUAUCUGGUUCCGCUCCAGUGAGCAUAGAUGCAAGCUUUCCGCAAGACCGACCACUUUGUAUGCUUGAACGAUUAUUAAAAGUGUUGGAAAACACAGUGAUGCAUUCGCACAGGAACGCCAUGUACCUUGUCACCCAUCUACGUGCCUUGUUGCUUAAGAAGAUUGCACAGUUACUACAACUAGUGCAAAGGCUGCUUGCAAUACACACAUUUGAUGUUGAAAAGAGCAAAACGUUUAAUUCCACUCUAUAUAACGUUAUGUUGCAAGCUAUUAAACUAGUCGUCAAUAUGAGUAAUGAUAACGAAUGGGUGAGCACACGAGUGGGCGACCAGGAGGGAAUGUUGGAAAGCAUCGUAUCUGCUGUGUUAUCGAUGCCUAGGAUGGUGAACGAAACUCGUAGAUACGAACUUGUUCUUUUGUCGUUGAGUUUGCUUGUGAAUCUCGUCGAAUCAAGCGCAAAGAAUCGGCUUAGUUUAAUGAAGAUGACGAUCACAGAUAGUGGCGACAACAUACAAACUAAUUCCAGAUCGGUGGUAGAAGCACUUGUGCAGCUUUUUAUUGACCGCGAGGUGGCGGCACGGAGCAUAGAAGUCCUCGGGGAGGACGCUGGAAAAAAGAAAGCGAUCAAAGAUAAAGAUAGAGAAGUUACGGACGGUGCUUCGGAUACGGAUACGAUACCGGGAUCGCAAUCGAGUAUUGACCAGCGUACCACCGAUGAAGAAGGCGGCCGCUUGGUGGAGACAGAGGACGGCAUGGAGUGGAUUCCAUCGGAAACGACGGAUGACGGAAGCUUGUCGCUCUCGCAGCGUUCUGCGUCAAGCGUGAAGCGCAAUCCGGAAGCCGCGUUAUCCGCAGAGGAUAAAACCGUGAUCAAAAAAAUGGUGGACAAGGCAAGCGUCCACAUGGAACAUUCAAUAGUUGCCGCAUACGCAGCUCUUGUACUAGGAUGUUUGAUUCGUGGAAAUAGAGCCAAUUCAUCCGUGAUCCGAUCCCAUCUCGGGGAAGAUGGAAGUUUUAAUCCUAUGAUCCGCAUCCUCAAGAAGUUCCUCUCUUUUAUGACGCUGACGGGUGGUAUGUCGGGCAAGGAGGAACGAACACUCAACCAAAUAAUUGAAGAUUUGGAUGAUGAAGAAAACAGAAAAGCUACAGUUUCGUGAUUAGAUGACCAACCCUAAAAUACGUUGUAGGAGACCGUUACCUCAUCCCAGCGACUUCGGAAGGGCUGCUGUUGUGUUUUGUUCCGUCUGCUCUCAGUCUUUUGAACAUUGAGACAAAUUCUACGUUUUUUUGUUCAUAUUUACCCGUGUCGCACAUUUGUCGAUCAUGCCACGCUUAUUUAGAUGCCUUUAUAAUCGUCUGUUUAACUCUGUUUUGUAAAUUAUGAUAAUAUUUCAUGUGUUUCUGGCGUUGGUAUACGGACGAGAGCGUUUUUCCUGCAUUUGUUGAGUUGUUUUUGUUAUAACGGUUCUGCUAAGUUAAAAGGAGAUCGCAACGAUUGCUAUCGAGCAAUAAAAAUAAAAUUCUCAAGUUGA